UUCUGACGUCAGAGGUCCGUACAGUACAAAGUUGCGAGGAUCCUGGUGUAUCUGAUGCUAGCACGAUAACGGGCACACUGGCACCCUUACCAAAUGAUGGUAAUCUUUCACUUUAAUAGAUCAGUGACAAGAUUCAUGAAUGCCACAUUUUCGCGUUAUUCAGUCUAGUCAGACUGAAUGAAGAUUAAAUGGCCCGUGGAGAGUCACAGGGCACCCCGGGCUCAAGACACACGCUACUCUUCUCUACGCCACAGCCCGCCACGGUCGCCUUGUUUAGGUGCUCUGGCCAGCAGUUAUUUGCAAUGAAAUUCCUUGUGCUUCUCGCCAUGGGCGCCGCCGUGACUCAGGCAAGCAAUACGCCUCCGCCUCCCCUCACGGAGGAGAAUAGCUGUUCAGGCCUCAAGGACGAUCGCUCCCUUCUGUCCAGUCUACUAACGGUCGCAGGCUACAGUGACACUUGUGUGGCCGCCGCCCUGGACUCCUGUAGGACAGGCCGAGAGGACACCCGCUACGCAUCCCUCGUAGAGGAGGCGAGGGAAGUGGUGCAGCAGGUCAGUGCUGCUGUAAACAAAUGGGAGUCUCGGCCGCGUCACUGCAAGGACUUACUGGACUCCGGGGACAGCGGGAGCGGCCUGCGCCAGGUAUACCCUUACCCUGGGCGACCCCACCACCGCGUGCCCGUGUUUUGUGACCACACCGUCGACGGCGGGGGAUGGACCGUCUUCCAGCGGCGCACCAGUGAUGCCAUCCGCCAAGAUUUCUACCGCACUUGGGUCGAGUAUCAGUUGGGCUUUGGUGACCUGGAGGGUGAAUUCUGGCUGGGCCUUGACCUUCUGCACCAGCUGACCUCCACCACCCUGCAGCAGCUACGAAUUGACCUGGACGAUUACGAGGGGGAACAUCGGUGGGCUAAGUAUGGAUUCUUCCACGUGGGCGCACCAGAGACCAAGUUCCGCCUCAGUGUUGGAAGAUACGGCGGUGACGCAGGAGACAGCCUAUCAGGCCAGAGCGGUUACCCAUUCAGCACCCACGAUGCUGACAACGACACGUGGCAUGACAACUGUGCUAAGAAAUUCCGGGGAGCUUUUUGGUAUGCUGCUUGUCACAAAGCAAACCUAAACGGCUACCAGUUUAUGGGCAACCACACCUCUUUCGCCGAUGGCAUCAUCUGGUAUGAAUGGAAGGGCCACCACUACUCCCUGAAGCGAACGUCCAUGAUGACCCGCCCCGCCUUCUGAUCCGCUCUCUUGUUGGCUGUGGCCGGCAUGGUGGGAGGAUACAACAUCAGUACAGGAGAGAAAGGAGACCUAUUUCUCACUUUUUUUUUACAUUGGAUGAGGCGGCGUCUAACAACUUGAUUCUGCUGAUAAUCGUAGUGGUGUUUCGAACACAGGAAGAGGGAAAUUCCUUUAUUGCUCUUUCGAAAGCACUAUUUUGAUGCAUAAUUAUAGGUGAGUACAAAGUAAUAAUCAAUUCAAGGCAUAGUUAUCUGGGUCAUCCAGGCGUGAUCCUCGCCUGACCUGAUCUGACCUGCCCAAGUGAGUGAGAGGUGAGGGCAGCCGUGUCUUUCCUGUGGCAAACCGCUGCCUCUCGCUAUCGUUGUGUACAUUAUAAUACUUUAUUAAAGGCCAGCGUCAC
This is a messenger RNA of Scylla paramamosain (green mud crab), 1638 nucleotides long. Its product is annotated as microfibril-associated glycoprotein 4-like. The coding region runs from base 189 to 1238 and encodes 349 amino acids. NCBI's taxonomy places the organism in Eukaryota, Metazoa, Arthropoda, Malacostraca, Decapoda, Portunidae. The record is from RefSeq and is a predicted model, not a curated record. The transcript is spliced from 4 exons.